Coffea eugenioides is the source of this 1853-nucleotide messenger RNA. RefSeq names its product ACT domain-containing protein ACR6. Bases 125 to 1453 code for a protein of 442 amino acids. The transcript has 7 exons. Lineage: Eukaryota; Viridiplantae; Streptophyta; Magnoliopsida; Gentianales; Rubiaceae. The record is from RefSeq and is a predicted model, not a curated record.
CACCCACCAAAGGCACCGCCAAUUGACUGUUCUUCAACCACACUCCAUACAUCUCGGAGUUUCAAUUCCAGCGACAAAAUUCCGCUGCACUACUUGUCUUGAAAAACUACUCUACCCCAGGAAAAUGGACGACGAAUAUGCAAAGCUUCUCAGGAGGAUGAACCCGCCCAGAGUUGUCAUUGACAAUGAUUCCUGCGAGGAUGCAACUAUUAUACAGGUUGACAGUGUGAAGAAGCAUGGGAUUCUCCUCCACGUCGUACAAGUUCUAACCGACUUGGACCUUGUCAUCACAAAAGCAUACAUCUCAUCAGAUGGGGGAUGGUUCAUGGAUGUGUUUAAUGUAAUUGAUCGUAGUGGGAAUAAAGUCCAGGAGGAAGAGGUCAUUAACCAUAUCAAAAAGACGCUAGAGAGUGAUGACAUUUCUGCACCUUUGUUAAGGAGAACUGUUGGACUGAUGUCCUCUGAGGAGCACACGUCUAUUGAGCUAACUGGAACUGACAGGCCCGGUUUACUGUCUGAGGUCUGUGCAGUCCUUACUGAUCUUCACUGCAAUGUGGUGAAUGCUGAGAUUUGGACACACAACGCCAGAGCUGCAGCUGUGGUACAUGUCGCAGAUGAUAGCACAGGGUAUGCUAUUGAAGAUCCAAAGCGUCUUGCCACUAUAAAGGCACUGCUUUGCAGUGUUCUUAAAGGAAACAGUGAUAUGAGGUCUCCAAAAAUGACGCUUUCACCUCCUGGGGUCACUCACAGGGGGAGAAGGUUGCACCAAAUUAUGUUUGCUGAUAGAGACUAUGUGAAGGUGGAAAGAGUACAAGGCAGAGCUGAGGAAAAAGGUUCUAGUCCUCAAGUUACAGUGUUCGAUUGUAGCGAAAAGGAUUACACAGUGAUCACCAUGAGGUCAAAAGAUCGGCCUAAGCUUCUGUUCGAUAUUAUCUGCACUCUGACAGAUAUGCAGUAUGUUGUUUUUCAUGGAGUCGUUCACACAAGGAGGAUGGAAGCUUACCAGGAAUACUACAUUCGGCAUGUUGAUGGGCUUCCUAUAAGCUUGGAAGCUGAACGAGAACGGGUUGUGCAAUGUCUUGAAGCAGCAAUUGAAAGGCGAGCCUCUGAGGGUCUGGAGCUGGAAUUGUGCGCUGAAGAUAGAGUAGGGCUCCUGUCAGAUAUAACCAGGAUAUUUAGGGAGAAUAGUCUGUCCAUAAAAAGAGCAGAGAUCUCAACGGAAGGCGGAAAAGUAAGAGACACAUUUUAUGUUACAGAUGUGACGGGGAAUCCGGUUGAUGAUAAGACGAUCGAUUCGGUGCGAGGUGAGAUUGGACAAAGCCUGCUGCGGGUUAUACCCAACUCAGGUUCUCCUGUUGAGGCAGAAGGAGCCAAAACAAUAGGCUGUAUCUUUGGGAGCUUUUUCAGAGCUAAAAGUUUCCAGGAUUCGAAAUUGAUCAAAUCCUGCUCCUAAUGCCGCCGCUGCUUGUGCCUUUCUACAGCCACAUAGAAUACAAAACAAAUGAUGUGCAUAAGAGUCAGUUCCAAGUAUAGUUGCAUAUAUAUAUAUAUAUCCAUUUUCCCACCCCACAUAGAAUACAAUAUGGGACCGACUUGUCUUUGUAAAAAAGAUAACAAGCGGAACGAUUUUAUUUUCAGUCCCGAAAAUGUUAAAAAGUGGAUGGGGUGUCUUUGUGAAGAAUGCAGUCAUUGUACAGUUUGAUAGCACAGGGCUUGUACAAAUGUAUGUUUACAAAAGUUCGUGUACAAAUGUAUGUAUGUAUAUGUAUGUAUGUAUAUUGGGGGUUCUCACUCUAAGAAACAGUUCCGCAUAUCGCAUAUUGCAUGGUUUCAGUGGGAGCAAUUCCGCAUCA